Molecule: messenger RNA, 3647 nt
Organism: Bactrocera neohumeralis
Lineage: Eukaryota; Metazoa; Arthropoda; Insecta; Diptera; Tephritidae
Product: epidermal retinol dehydrogenase 2
Exons: 4
Coding region: 2327-3316 (329 amino acids)
Cellular component (GO): lipid droplet
Molecular function (GO): oxidoreductase activity, acting on the CH-OH group of donors, NAD or NADP as acceptor
Source: RefSeq, a predicted model, not a curated record
UUCCAUUAAAUUUUCAGCAUAUUUUCUCGUAAUUUGGUAUUUUAUGGUUACCUAGGAAAAUUUCGACUCUCAACACAAAACUUUUCUAAGGACCACUUUACAGAACAGUCAUAAGUUUGAUAAAAUCUAUAUUUUUCAUUAAUCGAUGUAUUUGAGGACCAUUAAGUAUUUCACCUCUCAACUGUUCCGUACUAAGCUUCGAAAACUCUCUACAAAUGUUAUUAAAACACUUCCACGCCCAACGCUUUGACAAACUGCUUUAUGCCUUCUAACUAGAUCACUUAUUAAAUCACUGAGUUCACUUUGAGAAAAUAACUUUGGUGUAGAUGUUUCCUUUCUCAUUCAAAUCCAUUGGUAGACUACCAAUAACUGGGUAUUUACCGACAUCAUCACCUUUGGAAUGAAAGCGAAAUUUACAUUGAGUAAAACGGCACAUUUUGUACACUGUAAUUUUAGAUAUCACCACGUUUAAUUUGUAGUAAAACCUUAAAACCUUCCGCAUAUUUUCAUACUGAAUGAGAGUAAGGAUCACGUGACAUUUGCAGGCGAAGAACCCUAAUCAUGACUGGAAAACUAAAUUUAUAUACUAAAAAGUUUCAAAAUACUAGAAAUCCAAUUAUCUUAAAAACAGGAGCACAUUCAAUAUUUUCCUGAAUAAGGUCCUAAUCUGGACACAUCAAAAUUGACUAAACUAUUCAGGACAAGAAAAAAAUGUUGUUUUCGUAAAGCUGUGUAAUCUCUAUUCAAUAGUUUUAAGUGAUAGAAAUGGAUAAUUGAAAUAAUAUAUAUCAAUACUCUAGAAUUCUCUUGUACAUGUUGGCGAUAACACACAAAACUAUUUGUAAUUUAAUAUUUGUUUAUGUAUAGUUUACAUAAAUGUAGGAAUGGUUAUAGUCUGUUUUCAACAAUUCCGGUCGAUUUGAGCUUAGUGGUUUGUGAAAUAUGGCCAAGGUCACUUUUUAAAAACUUGUACACCAUAUAUUCCCUUCCAUAGGCUCAGUUAUAGUACUUUAUAGAGUUUCGCUUCCCUCCCUUUUUAAGACGAGCAUACCGUCACUCGGAAUUCAACCUGGUCAUCCUUAUCAUGUAUAUAUAAGUACAUACAUAACUCUAUCUCGAUUGGUUUUAGACGCAACAAACAAUCGUUAAGUGAACGAAACUAUUAUCCUCUGAGGGAAUAUAAAAAUGGAGUUAGGUAUUAGUGUAAAGUUACCGCAGUUUGAAGCAUAGACCAGUUUUUAGAUGAUUGCCCUGUAUUAUACACACACAUAUGUAUAAAAACACACUCAACAUUGAAAAACGCUAGUCUGCAACUCAGUUGCGCUUAUUUGUAUUUAUGGUAGGUAUGUACAUAUGUAGAUGUGCUAAUUUGCAGUGAAAAUCUACGAAACGAAGAGGUGAAACUAUUUGUUAUUUGUGUUUAAAGGCGCACAUAUUACAUUUGAUAGUAACGGUACGUUUAAACCGCUCACAAAAACAGAACAUACAUAUACUUAUAUGUAUGUACUUAAAGAUGUAAGUUUCUAUAUAUUGAAUGUACAUAUGUGCGUAUACAUUCAUAUACAUAUCAAAUCGCUUUAAUCCGAAUUUUUAGAAACCAGAUACAGUUACAGCACACCUCCGAUUAGUGGAGCUUAUAUGGCUCAAGAAGUCGAGACCAUGUCGGCAUGAGUUGUUUUCAUUCAAAGAAAUGUUACAUGGACCACGUUUGCGACAUUUUUAAUUGAGCGCAAUCGCACGAAAAUUUAAUUAGUUACUGUUCCAUCCAAACGUGCACGUGUGCUUAUGGGUGCAUGUGCAAGUGUGCUUAUAUCAUUAAAAAAAUACACUUUUAAGCGACCGGCACAACUCCGUACGCACGUAUGUAUGUACAUAUGUACAUAAGUAUGUAAGUCGGUCUGCUACGGUAAAUGUGGAUACUCUGACGUUGAAUUUCAUUUGAAGCCAAAUUUAAACUUCAGUCGUUGUUAAGAUGUUGACGCCAUCGCACAUACUGUCGCGGAAAUAAAUAUUUAAAAGUGCCGUCUCAUUUCAAGCAUACAUACAUAUAUGAGUUCGAUAACAUUGAAGAGAAAAUUACUAUUAGAUACAACCAUACUAAACAGCCCAUUUUUGCAAUCCUGAAUAUUGCCAAUAUCAACACACGUAACAUAAAACGAUUUAUAGUUUGAGGUGUCUUUAAGCGCAAUCAGAAGAUUUUCUCUCAUUACCUAUUUUUGAAAAUCUUCAUUCAUAUUUCGAAAAUUUACCCCGCAAACCGGGGUUGCGAUUUUAAGUUAAUAGAAUACAAAACUAAAGAGGCUAAUUAAAGGAAAGAAGCAUUAAAAUGUUUGGCGCUAGCUCCACGUCUCAGCAGCGGCUUCUUCACAUGGAUAACCCUCUCUACGCAAUCCUGCAAUUCAUCUGGGAUUUACUCGUGUUUCUCGCAAAAACCAUCUUGUUUACCACCCAAACCAUAUAUUAUUCACUACUUCCAAAUUAUUUGAGGAAAAUGAAGAAUGUUUCAGGACAAGUAGUACUGAUCACUGGCGGUGGAGGAGGAGUAGGACGCUUGUUGUCCCUGAACUUUGCCAAACAAAAUGCUCGUGUGGUCAUAUGGGACAUCAACCAAGAAGCUAUCAAAACUACCAUGGAUUUACUCGCCCGAAAUGGGUAUACCUGUAAAGGAUAUGUAGUUGAUAUAUCUGACCGUGACCAAGUGUAUGAGCGAGCGGCGCAAACUAUUAACGAAAUAGGUAAUAUCGAUAUACUAUGCAAUAAUGCUGGUGUCGUUUGCUGCCGUCCAUUCUGGGACUUACCUGAUCGUGUUAUACAGAAUACAUACAACAUUAACAUAAUUUCCCACUAUUGGACAGUGAAAGCUUUUCUUCCGCAAAUGAUGCAAAAUAACAGGGGUCACAUUGUGACUGUGGGUUCAGUGACUGGCAUGUUAGGCACUUACGGUUGUAGUGAUUAUAGUGCAACAAAAUUUGCCUGCGUUGGAUUUCAUGAAAGCCUCUUAACCGAUUUAAAAACACACGGAUAUGAUGGCAUACACAUGACAUUGAUUUGUCCUUAUUAUAUCAAUACCGGUAUGUUCUCAGGCGUACGACCACGAAUGUUUCCAAUGUUGCAUCCACAGUAUGUUGCUGACCGCAUACUUGAAGCUAUUCGAAAGAACGAAGUAUGGUGCGUGCUACCUCAUACUAUACGGAUACUUACUCCACUGAAAUGUCUAUUGCCCGCGAAAGUGUGCUGGGAACUAAUGUCAAGGGUUAUCCGUGGGCCAGAAUCAAUGAUGAUGUUUCAAGGGCGGGGCAGAGUUCCCGCAGGUUAAGAUAAUAGCGGAAUAUAGCGAUUUAUGUUUAAAAUUACGAUGGUCAUGUUCUCAUUAGAUCCAUUUUGAAAUCAACAUAUUAAUAAUUCUUAUUUAUUUUACUUUUGCAAGGAUGGUUAGCAGCCCUCGAUUAUGUCGAUUAUUAAUAUUGCUUUGCAGUCGAAGGAGUUUUUCAACAAACAAUUUUAUUUUAUUUAAAAUUUUUGUUGAAAAGGUAUAUGUAUGAAUGCUUUUAUGUUUUUUCUAUAUUUCAAAACCAUCGCAAAUGCACAAAAACAAUUAGCAAAUUAAAGAAUGUUUAAUCUGUACACGAUUAGCAUAUGUUAUAAUU